GGGAAACAGGGAGAAAGUGGUGUCUGAGGUGAAGGUGGUAGUGGAGGCACUGCUGCGGACAAUUCAACGUGAGAAACUUUGUGUUUGUUAGGUUUUCAUCUUUGCUUUCUUCUUUAUGGUGUUUUAACACUGCCCAGAGGUCAGAGCUUCCCUAGCAGCUGCCUUUACACGUGUGCAGUGCUUAGGCUGAGCCUCCACAUGUACGUGUAACAAAUCUGUGGUGAAUCCCCCGUGGAAGACCUGGAAAUCAAUAAUAGCAGUGCUUCUCAGAACCAACAAGCAAUAAUUUUUCUAAGUAUCCCUAAAAUUGGGUAAAGGAUGAAAAAAAUGCCAUAAUAAAUUGUUCUUAUUUCUAAUAUACUAAUGGAAAUAGUGAUACAAUUUCUCAGCUUUGUAAUGUUCUUUUAAACAGAUUAAUGCAAAUACAGUAGUUUCAAGUGGGCGUAUUCUCAAGGGGCUUACAUUAUUGUGGGGAAUAGACAUGAUCUCAGUGUAGUUACAGUAACACAGAUUUUGUUGAGUGGAAGGGAAUGAGGGGAAGUAAAUAUAUAAAUUAAAAAUAUUCUGAAGUAGUUAAGAACUAAACUGAGUCGAUGGUCAGAGAGGAUCUUGCACUUGUCUGUUUGCGCUUCCUAGUGGCUUUUUGUGCGUGUUCCCAUAAAAGCUAUUAUGUAAUGGUGCUUCUCUUGGCAGGAAUCUAUUGUCACCGUAAUUCCUGAGGUUUCUGGAGCAAUGCAGCUUGUUCAGAAGAGUCGUGGUCAGAAUAAUGGGAAGAAAAGUUCUUAAGAGGAGGUGUUUGACCUCUUUAAUUUUUCAUGCAGUAGGACUAAGCUCAAGACAUCUGGAUCUUUUCCAGAGUGUCUUUGCUGUCCUCUGUUGUUCAGCUUGUCUUUCUUUUCUCCUAGGCUGCGCUAUAGCUGUCGGGCACCAGCUAGCUGCUUACAUCUGCAUCAGAGCUGGGAAAACAUUGACUCUCUCCUUUAAAAAUAUUUGUUAUACUUCUCUUUCUAGUGGUUUUUUUUUUCUUUUCCCCUCUGAACAGAUGCAAAAGUGAUAUAGUUAAAGCACUUAACUGUUACUUAGACAAGAAAAAAACUUGAGAUAAUGGAGAAAGCAAACUCUCCCAGUUCUCUAGUUUGAACUUGUCUGUAUACAUCAAAGGGAGGCAAAAUGCCUAAGCAGAGAAGGAAUUUACAUAUUAAAUGCCAGUGCUCUAAGGAUUGGUGCUCUCUGUGGUGUCUGUAGUUUAUCGUUGAUUUCAUCCACCUCCUCUUCAGGUGUCUGCCAUAAAUCUCUGCAAGUCUGCCUCCUUUUCUUCUUUUCAUGACCUGCUUUUUUGGGGGUAUAUUUUGAUGAUGAGAGAAUAAUUCUGUCUAGUAGUGUAAUUUGGUGGCCAGUUGUGGCACUGGCAGAUUUACAGAUCAUACUUGUGUCUUUGUAACAUUCAUGUUGUUUCUGAUAGUAAUUCUUUAAGCAAAACUUUGAGAAAUAACUAGUUUUCUUGUUUGCAUUUUCAUCUUCCCUCUUACAUUGGCUUGUCCUGUUAUUUAAAUGAAUGUUUUAUGGAUCACUAGAAAAGACAGUACCAUCCAAAAGUAGGAAAGCAUGUUUCUUUAAGGGCCACUGGGUGAAGGAUGUGCUUGAAAGAUCUGCAGCUUAAUCUAACUAGAUUUGAAAAUUGAAAGUCACUGUAGAGCGAAGUAGCACAUGAUAAGGGAGCCAUAACCUCCUUUUAGACAAGUUACUGUCAAAACCCAGGUGCCCCCAUAUCCUCUUUUAAGGCAGAUUACUCUCUGAAGUAGGGGUCUGGGAAAGUACUAAUCUCGAGGCAGAAAUUUCCCAACCACAAAUGUAGCAGAGACUUUGGCUCUGUCCCCUUCUCUCUCUGCUUGUCAUGCAAAUUGACCACCUGCAGGUGUUGAGGAGGACCCAAUGUCCUUGAGUUGUGCAGUGCUCAGAGUCUCUGUUGAAGCAGUUUCCACACAGUUAUCAGCAGUUUAUAUUUAGUGCAGCUUGUGAAGGUGGACUGAAAUGGCUGCUUGAGCACAGCUGCCUGGGCAGUCAGCAAGUAAGGGUAACUGGAGUCACUAAAUGUGCGUCCUGCCUGCAGUGUAGUGGUUUUGAUGGAAUUCGUUCUGUCUUGGAGUCAGGGUUGUUUUCUGCUGCUUUGCUUCUGCCUCAAGAAUUGUUACAACUCUCAGUGAGAGCAGCCUGCCAUGGUCUUAACCUCAGCUGUGCAACAACCGUAGAUUUGGGUUUCUGUGAGUGUUCCUCUUGCGUCACUUCUGCUUUCUGUCGGUGUACUUGCUCACACCACAGCCACCUACUGCUGUACUGCCUGAAUACGCCUCUUCCUUGUUCUGCUUUUGUGAGCAAACGGAUGUAAGUUGCUGGCCUCUGUCAGUCCGGGAAGGUAGGACGCUGCACUCAGGGUCUGUGUCAGGCCACUGCUCUUGUAUUUUUUUUUUCCCUUUUGAAAGUUGCGUCUCUUUUUGCUUGCCUGAGAUACUUCCAGAGAAGCCUAUUAUCUAUGAAUAACUGCCUGAAAGGACAGUAGCUUGGAAGCCUUGCUCCAGAGUUUCCUGGACUGUGUCCUUUUUUGCACUCUGCUUGGCACAGGGACUCCCUGCAGCUCCUCUGCCCUCUGAGCCACUUGUUGGCUGCUGUAACCAGCUGAUCCCAGCUGAUCAGGCUUAGCUGGGAGAGGCAUCUUUCACUGGCAGGGUUGGUCCCAUAACCUGUUUGCCUGAAAGACUGGGAAGGGGAGAGGAGAGGCAGCAGGGAUUGAAUUCUGCUUUAGGAAUAUGUAAAUAUAAACAUGAAGGCAUUUCCUAGAACAGGGAAAGGGGAAAAGUAACCCAAAAAUAGCAAAGGUAUUGUAGUAUUACUUACAGUAGAUUUCUUUUGCCAAAAUACAGUAGUCUGUAAUUAUGUCUAGUUGUCAUGACAAGUGUCAUGUCCUUAGAAAUGCCAUCAUACAUGUUUAAUCUCUUGUCAUUAAGUUACUCUGGGUACAAAUAGAAUUAUUUCAGUUGUAGCAAUUUAACCUCCAACACAAAGUGUUGUAGUUGGGAGCAGGUAGAUUAUUCCAGUGAAGCACUCUGUCUUUUUAAGCCCAUCUGUGUAAUUCAUCUGUCUUUGCUGGUCUGUAGUUAAUAUAGAUGGUAUUUUCCCUGACUCUGCUAAGAGUCUUAUGUAUGCAGCUGCAAAAAUUGAUUUUAACUGUAAUCAGUAGAAAUAGUUCCUAUAAAUGUCAGGAAGUGCGCUUUUGUCUGUACGAGAAAGUUUUCAUCUGUCAUUUGUAUGUUGGCUGUUUUGUUACUCAGCAGUGGCAGCUACUGCUCUCUCGCAGGAAGCUUUGUGCUCUCACAUGGCUUACUACAUGAUGCAGUCUGCAAAGUCUGUUUUCAAACCAAGCAUAGUGAUGCUAAUAAGAGACCAAUGAAAGCCUGGCCUACUGUUUGCUUGCUUAUUUCUUUAUUUUAAAUAUUUGUGUGUAGUAAUUCAAGACAGUUUUUUGAGGAAGCUCACGUUGAAGAGCUGCAGGACCAGGAGUUAGAGGAGUAAAACCCCUACUUCUUUCCCACUGUCUCAGUUGUCCCCCCAGUUUCUCUUUCCCUGUGUGUUGAACAGUGGGCAGGCUCCAAAAGUGGAAUGUACAUGGAGAACUUUGUCUGCAGCACAAGGGACCUCUGUGUCUCAUGUCACUCUGGUGAUUCCCUGAGGGGAGCUGCUAGCGUGGCAACCAGCCCAGCAGCAGUAAAUUGGCUUCCUGGUAUAAGUGAGUGUUGAGUGGAAUGGGUUGGUCAUCACUGCUGUGGUAACCUUGUAACAAGGCAAAGUACAGCUUUCGGAGCUGGUUGAGCAGAGUCACGGGAAAUUGGCCACUGGAAUCACUUUCAUGUGCUCUAGGUGUGUGAAUCAACCUGUCGUCACUGAAUUGUCAGUUUAAUCUGGCUAACUUGACAACCAUUGUAUGCUGGCCUGUGUCAGUACCAGGGUGCUGUGAAGCAGCCUCUGCAGUGAUUUCCAGCAGCUAUACUCAAGUUCUUCUGAGGAGCAGGACUUGGAGAUGGAGGCUGAGGCAGUGUUGCUAGAGACCAGGGAAGGACCAAGGUGCUCCUGAUCAACCAGAUAUUUCAGAAAUUUUUUAAAAAGAAACCUUGGUGGGUGAAAGAUGUGCCAUGGAAUGGUAGCAUCAAAGAGCAGCACAGGAUCAUCUCUUGCCUUGACUGGCCAUGGGUUAUUUCGUCUGCUAGUUAUCUUUGGUUCCUUUAUCUUGGAAGCACAGUCCACAGGUUGGCUAAGCAAAUCCAAAGGACCUGCAUAUUGUCCCCAGCCACCACAACCUGAGAAUGGUGGCUAUAAAUGCCACCCUAGCCCCUGCAACAACCCUCUGACUUCAGGCAGUGUCAUAGAGUAUCUGUGUGUUGAAGGCUACAUGCUGAAAGGAGAUUAUAAAUACUUGACAUGCAAGAAUGGAGAGUGGAACCCAGCCAUGGAAGUCAGCUGCAGACUCAGCCCAGAAAAGGAUUCUCCUCCCACAAUUGGAGUGCCCACGCUGUCCAUAGUAGCCUCCACAGCGAGCUCUGUCGCCCUGAUUCUGCUGUUAGUUGUGCUGUUUGUUUUGCUGCAGCCCAAGCUGAAGUCAUUCCAUCACAGCAGGCGGGACCAAGGUGUGUCUGGAGAUCAGGUCUCUAUUAUGGUGGAUGGUGUCCAAGUGGCCUUGCCAUCCUAUGAAGAAGCAGUAUAUGGCAGCACAGGGAAUUGCAUUCCACCCUCAGACUCCCGAGUGCAGAUCGUGCUCUCAGAGGGAGCUGGACAGAAUGGACCCAGAGAGAUGCAGCAGCCGGACCAAGGGGCUCACAAUACCUUUGAAAGAGAAGAUGAAGCCCCUGGACAUUCUGGACUGUGUGAAGCCAGUGGCUCUCAGCGCUCUGAAACUGUUCUUGUGCAUCAGGCUGCUACCUCCUCCUGGGUAGCUGGCAUGGCUAGCAGUAGACCUGUACCCAAAGAGGUCCAAGAUUCAGAAAGCAGUGACAUACAGAGCCUUUUAUCACUCACUUCCUCUGAGGAAUACACAGAUGAUAUUCCCUUAUUGAAGGAAGCAUGAGGUCUGCUGUGUUUGUCUAGUUUUCUCCAUCUUGGAUUUCUUCCUCCUCUUCUCUCCCUGCCUUUGGGACAGAAGCACUCUGUGCAGUCUUCCCCAUCCUCGCAAGCUGUACCCUGGAUACCUCCAAGAAGAGACGCCCUCAGCUGAAGAUCCAAAGGAUGUCGCCAGGUUGCCUCCUGGAUGCACCAGUGGAGUUGGUGCAGCACUGGCUUCCCCAUUCCAUCAGCAUCAGGGGCUCAAGGAACAGAGUGGAUUUGAGCUCUCCUCUCCUCCUCCCCAGCCAGAUGUUUGACAGCAGUCUCUGAAGAGCUGCUUUUUUCUUGUGCCUUUCUCCUCCUCACACCGGCUUGUUGCAGCUUAUCAGCCUUUCUAGCCCUUCUGCUGCCCAGAGAGCAGGGGCUAAACCCGCUUGCUCGCUGGGUGCAGACACAGUUUAAAUAUACAUAUAUAUGUUAUAUAGGCUCUUCUUCCAGCAUCCUCUUCGUGAUAGGGCAGGAAAAAUGCCUCACUGGGACUGACAUUGGGCUUGGGAGGGCUGCAGAUAAGGGGUAGCUUGUGAUGUCUGUCUAGAAGCGCCUGAGAUGAGAUGGGCUGUGUGACAGCUUAGCCCUGCAGGAACAGUUCACUGAGAAUUGUUUAAACACUGAAGGCUGAGAAGUCCAACAUGUAGGAAUGCCCUCUGUCCCAUCUCUGCAGGAGUCCAUUCCUGAAAAUGACUUUUGUCUCCUCCUUCUUCCUCUACCAGUGGAGCCCACUGGAUGAGGUUCAGGUAUUUGAAAAUACCAAGACAAAAAAAUGCCUGUAGGUAGUGAAUUCCUAGUGCCAUUGGUGCAAUCCCAAAUUCCUUUUCCAGCCAUAGUAGGUACUUGAAUCCUGGGUAGCUGCCAUCUCAUAGGCUGGUGUGUCUUCCUUGCUUCAUACAGCAAAGGGUCUGCUGUUUUAACCCGGUGGGCUCCAGGGGGCCCAUGGAGAAGGGCUCCUCCCUUGUGGCUGGGGGUAAGCAGCUUCUGUAAAGCUUCUCCUAAACACAGUGCCAGCCUGUUGCUGUAAGGGAAAGUUGAGUACACUGACAGCAGUGCUAGAGGACACCACAGCUCAGUGCUGAAGUUUUGAGGAUUGUUUCAAGUUCUGGUAGUAGGGAAGAGAAAAUUCAGAAAUAAGUGUACCUCUGCCCGCCACAGUUAUCUACAGCAGGUCAGAUUGUCUGUGUUGGGAUUCUAUAACUGCAGGAAGCCACAUUUGUCUGGGGUAGACAGUCCAAGUCCAAGUGCUGUGGUGGUGGUAAGGUUCCUCACUGAGGUCUGUUCCAUGGGAUUGGUUUCAGCAAGAAGAGUUUGCUUCUUAGAUGCAUGUACUUGUCAUAACUGUCUUGAAGUAACCAGGGAAGUGUUUGCCCUGUGAGAAGCUGCUACAUUUUUGAGUUGAAGGAGCAAAAUGUCAUGGCCUUACACAUCAUGUGGUAAUGUACAGGUGAACAGGGAUGCUGUCUUUGCUGCUUUGCUUUUGGUUUGCGAUCCUCACCAUCCUUAUCCUCGUUGCUACAGUAGAAAACUAUUACAGCACUUGACAACAAUGAAGAAACAUCUUUAUGUACAAAAUCACUGUGGCUUAGCUCCAGUUCUUUGAAAUGGGGAUUGGCCAUAGUGUCCAGCUGUGUAUUUGCUAUUCCUUUUCCUGAAUAGCUGUUAAAUCGCAGGACACAUGGAAUACUGUGUGCCUGUGGAUGGAAGAAUCCUUUUUUCCCUAUCCUUGUUAUAGAGGGAUGUUAAUUUAAAAUUAAAGUGUUUUAAACAUCCUUCCCUGUUGCUCAUGUUACCUUGCAUUAACACAGGAAUUGGAUAAAUCCCAUUUGGGUGGUUUAGGUAUUUUUAAGUUUGGAUGGUGAAAAUCUUGUGUCAUUUUACAGUGGGCUGUGGUGUCUCAGCUUCAAGAGCUGUAGAGGACAAAUGUUGUUUACACAUCUGCCAUUGGAAUUUUUAAAAAUAAGCAUGGGGACAAUUGUAUUUAGCUUUUUGACUGUUGGAAAUGGUCUAAGCUUGAGUAAAUUCUCCUUCUUUGGUUUAAUGGAGGAUUUGAGCAAGUGUAGUGGUAAGGGAGUGGGGAGGAAAGUCUGUGUGACUUUACUGCUGCCUAAACAGCUCAGAGCAGGAGUUGCUUUUUAUGCAUUUAAGGUCCUGUCUGCUCAAACUGACCCUCUGCAAUUCAAAGUAUAGAAGCUGGGAAUGUGUUGCCUUCCUGAAAGGGGUAGUGCUAGUUCCAGGUUGGUGGGAAAAGCUGGAAGCUGAUCCCAAAGCCUAACCUUGUGCUGGACGAGCACCACCAGCAGAAAGCACAUCCUCUGUGGCCUGGCCUCCUCUCUGCUGUUGUAAAACAAGCAACUGCCAGCUUGGAAGAGAAAAUUCAGUUUGAGUGGGGAAGAAAAGGAAGCAAGCUCUACAAAGAGGGACUACUUUAAUUUCACAGAAUCACACAGAAUUAAGUAGGUUGGAAAAGACCUUUAAGACCAUCAAGUCCAACCUGUGACCAGACACCACUUCGUCAACUAGACCAUGGCACUGACUGCCACCUCCAGGGAUGGUGAUUCCACCACCUCCCUGGACAGCCCAUUCCAAUGCCCAAUCACUCUUUCUGUGAAGAAUUUAUUCCUAAUGUCCAGCCUAAACUUCCCCUGGCACAGCUUAAGACUUUACCUGAGAGCAGAAACUGACUCCCACCUGGCUACACCCUCCUUUCAGGGAGUUGUGGAGAGUGAUAAGAUUUCCCCAAGCCUCCUUUUUUCCAGGUUGAACAACCCCAGCUCCCUCAGCCUCCUCGUAGGAUUUGUGCUCCAGACCCUUCACCAGCCUUGUUGCUCUUGUCUGGAUGCAUUUGAGCAUCUCAAUGUUCUUCCUAAAUUGGGGGGCCCAGAACAGGACACAGCACUCAAGGUGGGGCCUCACUUUGCCGAGUACAGGGGGACAAUCACUGCCCUGGUCCUGCUGGCCACACUGCUCCUGAUACAGGCCAGGAUGCCAUUGGCCUUCUUGGCCACCUGGGCACACUGCUGGCUACAUGCUCAGUCUGACAUCAGUCAGUGAACACAGGUUCUUUUCUGCCUGGCAGAUGUCCAGCAGCUCUUCCCCUAGCCUGUAGCACUGCAGGGGGUUGUUGUGGCCAAAGUGCAGGACGUGGCACUUGGUCUUGUUAAAGCUCAUAUCAUUGGAUUCUAUAAAAAUUGUUGGAAAUGGCUUUACUAACGAGCUGGGGAAAUGCAGAGGUGGAGGAGGGAAAUAUGCAAGUGUAGCUAUUGUGAUCAAGCAUGAACAGGCAGCUUCUGUCGGCUUGUUGAGGGUGAGCCAGCAGCUUCCAGGCCAGUCUCUGUGCUGGCUGGUAAUUCAUCUGAUUAUUCCAGACCCUGCAGAAGAGCUCUAUUCCCUGCAGCAAAUCUUGUGGGAACAAGCCCCAGGGAUCUGUGUGAGCCAGAAUAUGGAACACAGUUUGGAGGUAUCACACUGCUUGUCUGCAUCCUCAGCUUUAGAGUUAAUUUUCUUAUAAAAUGAGGUGAAGCAGCAGGAGAGGAACCCAAAAGACAUCUGACAACUUUUUCAAGGGGGAGGGAGAGCAAGGCCUCACUUUAGUGGUUAUCCAAUGAUUAUUAUUCAUUCGUGUUUGUUUUAAUUCUGCAGAGGCUGAAGGACUGAGAAGUCUUUGUGUAGAGAUGCAGGAAAACCUACUCUGCACAGUCCUAUCUUUACUUAUGGGAGCAAGGCCUGAAGCCUAAAGAUCGCUCAGAUGUGAGCUGUGCUCUGCCUCGGAAGUGUUUGUUAUCUCUGAGCUGAGUGUGUUCUCUCUGCAUUUUGCCAUAAGUAGAUGCAGCCUGGAUCUCAGUGUUGUGGAUAGGAAGCACAGAGGCUUGGCCUUGCAAGAUGUGGUACAGUAAAUGGUUUUUUCCCUUCUUUUUUUUCCCUGAUGGGGCCACAGUCUCCAUACCUUCUCUUCCACCACCUAUGUCUGGCAAAAGGUUUCAAAGGGAAGCAUUUUUUCUUACUUAACACUCCCAACAUAAUCAUCUCAUGCUUUGCCAUAUGUGCUGGAUCCUGUGAUAUUCAAGAACAUUAAAAUUAUUUCAUUAUAUUGAGAAAAAUAAAAAUAGCACUUAUUUUAAGCUUUCCAUUAUUUUUGGAGUCUGGUAGUUGGUGGGGGGAGGGGAAGGGCAUUUCAGAAAUUCAGGAUAUUAUGUGCAAUAGAAAAACUUCCUCUCUCCUUUCCAGUUCCAUAAUUCUUUAAAAAAACAAAUGCAACUCAUUGCAGUGUUUACAGCCCAAGCAUUGUAGAACUGGACCAGCCUGAGAGAAGCGGGAUGUGAAGUUGGCAGUGACCCAUGGUGAAGCGGGCCAGUCUCUCAUCAGGGUCUGCAUCAUGAAGCUCACCUCAAAUGGUGAGCCAGCUUGGACUGUGUCACAGCCUCCUGCAGCCUUGAAGGGUGUCAGCAGCACUGGUGAGAGAGGGGUUUGUGUGUUCUGGUUUUAAACAGCUUGUGCCUCCCCAUCAUUAACUGCAGAAGAUGUAAAAAUUAAGUCAGGAGAGAUGCACUGAAGCAUGUGAGCCUUUGGAGUUGUUGCUGAGUUAAAACAUCAUGAGUUUGGGAGGGAGAAGAGCUUAAUGCAUUUUUAUCCUUAACCACCGGGGAAGUUGCUGGGUAGCAGAAUGUGUACUCAGCAAGCAGAGUGCUUUUCACCCCCUGGACACCUCUGCUGAGGUUUCUCCUUGGCCUUUCAGCUCUGGUGUGGUGAAUUGUUUAUUGCAUCUGGAGUCUUAAUUUGGCCUGUCAGUGUGUGGAGAACUCAGGUGUGUUAGGAAGGAAUCUGUUCCACGUGCUUUGGGAAGAAACACGCUAAGGUGCUCCAAGAGGUGGAUGACUUGGGUCAGUACUGAGGAGUGGGGCUGAGAGCAACUGGCUCAGCCAUUGGAAAUAAUCUGGGAUGAUUAGGUCAUUUGCAGCACAGAAAAGGGAACACAAGGAGCUGUCUAAGGAAGAGCAGGAAACAGAGGUUUACUACAGGCUAAUGAGUUAAUGCAAUCAUGACCAGGUUGUAAGGAAGCUUAUGCUUUGUUAGAUGAUUUAGCGUACACCAGCAGGCUUGCUGUAUAAAAAAAAAUAAAUUAAUGUGCAACUGGUUGGACACACUGAGCUGUCCUUGCUGACCUUUUUAGAACAUACUUGCAAAAAAUGUGGUUUUACUGUUCUGAUAGCAGUUUAAACAAAAAAUCUGCCUUGUUACUCUAUCCAGAUAUCUAUUUAAAUAUAUUUCACUUCGGUUUUUUGUAUAUAAAUGCAAUAAAUCCCAUUCAUUUUGCACAUCCUGCCUCACCCCGUCCUCACCCUUCAGUCCUUACCAGGGAACAGCAGAUUGAAUUUGCUCUAUGUGAAAACCUUUGCUUGCAGAAGAACUUCAGUAGAAAACAGUUUUUCUUUACUAUAGGCUUUGAAAGUGCAAAGAGGUUUCCUAGAGCAGGCUUCAUUCUAAGGUGUAUUUUUAUACAAGAAGUAAGCCUUUUUCCAGUCCUAGCACACCAGGACAGAGCACACCACUUCCCACACUUCAGGGCCCUGUGCUCAGCACUGCUUUCAAACUCAACCCUCUGCAGGUGAUGUUCAGAUCUCUGUACCCACCAGAACAUGUUGUGUUGAUGCUCUGCAUAUGCUUUCUGUAAACUAUGCUUUUGCUUCUGUCCUUGAGUGAGAUCAGGCAGAGGCAACUGAGUUCUGCUGGAAAAUGUUUUAGUUCAGAUUCUCAAAGUUGCUUCCUUCCAAAAGAAAGCAAAGUGAAGUUGUCUGUGAAGCAGAAAUCCAAUGAUGUGGUGGGUAGACUGCUGGUAGUUGCUGAUCCAAGUGCAAGGGGAGCUUGAUUGCCUUUCUGCAUUAAUCUUUUCUUUCCUAUAUGUGUUUUCUUUUUAUCUGAAUUGCACCACUAUGGAAUUAUUUGCAGAAUGGUACUCCAUAUAUAUGUGGGAUUUAAAACCAUAACUGAUGCUGUGCAGGAUGUCACUCAAUCAGUUUUAUUUUGCUUUAUUUUAUAUGUAUUUUCUGGUAUCCUGUACAUUGCAGUGGGUGUGAAAAUAGUAUUUUAAUAUUUGUACAAAGUUUAAUUUAAUUGUUCUAUGUAUAUAACUGCAUUUCUAAAUUAAAAAAAUUCUUUUGAAGUGAA
Messenger RNA from Motacilla alba alba, 11301 nucleotides. It is a transcript of the gene SUSD6, whose product is annotated as sushi domain containing 6. The transcript has 9 exons. The coding region runs from base 4178 to 5113 and encodes 311 amino acids. NCBI's taxonomy places the organism in Eukaryota, Metazoa, Chordata, Aves, Passeriformes, Motacillidae. The record is from RefSeq and is a predicted model, not a curated record.